Messenger RNA from Nasonia vitripennis (jewel wasp), 6227 nucleotides. RefSeq names its product raf homolog serine/threonine-protein kinase Raf (gene Raf). Gene Ontology annotation, molecular function: ATP binding; protein kinase activity. Gene Ontology annotation, biological process: protein phosphorylation; signal transduction. The transcript has 3 exons. Bases 1858 to 4227 code for a protein of 789 amino acids. NCBI's taxonomy places the organism in Eukaryota, Metazoa, Arthropoda, Insecta, Hymenoptera, Pteromalidae. The record is from RefSeq and is a predicted model, not a curated record.
AGGGAAUCGCUCGUUGCGGAUCUCGAGCGAGUAUUGUUCAACUAAUGAUCAAUACUUACUUACUCCUGAGAGGUGCACGCGCACGCUGCCGUGCGAUGAAUUUAAAUUUGCCGCCAAAUUAUAUGUAACUACGCUGAUCGUUUUACAGCGAGCUUUUCGGAGCAACGCAGUUCACGUGGAGUUGUGGAAUUGUAUCCUACGAUACUUCACAACGUUCGAAAGUAUUGGUUAUCGACAAAGUGUCGAUUCGCUGGUCGUGCGCGUAUUGCUUUAGAAUUUCGCAUUGAUUUUCUCGCAAGAGCCGACGACAUAAGUAUAGCAGGCGAGAGCGCGUAAUUUUAUUUUAAAACGCAGUAGCAUAUAAGAGCCUUUAAACGGCACUAUUACACGAUGCAAUGCCGUGUAAUGGAAUUAAAUUAUAAAUCGCACUCGAUCUCGAAUGAAUUAUUUUAUUUAUUCUGAAACGUCAAUUUUUCUCGAAAAAAAAAUCUCCUCAUCGACAUCAACAGUUCCAGCAUCUCGGAAAAAAUAAAGCUGCUGCCCAGCAACACUGUGCGAAAUCCUCCCCUAACCUCAAAAGCAUAUAUCUCCAGCUUUCGCCCCUCCUCCCGGGCAGCGGUGCGCGCGCUACUAUACGCUCGUCCCGUGUAUACACAUCGCAGCGAGUACAGCAUCAGCGCAGUAGCAACUAGCAGCAGCACACGACGUCGACGACGACAAAACCUGCACGACAGCGCGGCGGCGGCGCGACCUUGCUCUUCAACGUUUUCCUCCCCCCAUACCACAUACGUAUCUACGCUCGUCGGCGCGCGUGUGCGGCGGCGGCGGCGGCGGCAGCUACUCAGCUCGAGCUAGUGGUCGAGACGCGAGAGAGCCGCAGAGUCGAGAGAGAGAGCCGAUCGCGAGCGGAGCUUGGACGAGCUGUUUGAUACAUCUACAUAUAUAGGUAUACGGUCUCUCGCUCUGUUGCGGAGACUGGAGUCGGGAGUGGAGUUCCGCAGUACGAGAUAUCGAGAGGAGUAGCUGUACCGCUGCGGAUCGAGGAGAGAACACGGGUCGCCUUUGCCUUCGGAACGGCACACUGCGGACGAAAAAGAGAGCGAGAGAGGCCCACCACGGCUAUUGUAUACAGCUAUACAACAUACCUACAGCAGCGCGCGACUCGUCUUUUCUGUCUCUCUUCCGCGCGGCUGUAAAGUAGUCCAGUCCAGUGCGCCGCGUCCCGAGACGACAGAGCGAGAGAGAGCGAGAGAAAGCGAGAGGGAGAGAGAGAGAGAGAUAUACACACGUCGCAGCGGGGCCACACGCACCGCCGCCGCGUACACUCUCGUGCCUGUCCCUCUCACUAUCUCCGUGUUAGUGUGUGUGCUCCGUCGUACAGCUAUACGCGAGCGAGAAACCCGAGAAGACAAAAAGCAGCAGCAGCAGCAGCAGGGACAAAGGAGGCAGAGAGAGAGAGAGAGAGAGAGGGAGAGAGAGAGAGAGCCGAGCGUUCAGAGACAACGAGAGCAGCAGCAGCAGGUUAGCAGCGACUACUUGAGCAAGCAACCCCAGGUGAAACCGUCGUCGGGCCACGGCAUGCCGCGCAGGAUCACGACGGCAGCGUUGUCGUCCCCCUCGCACCAGCAGCAACAGCAGACAGAGGAAGCAGCGGUGGUGCAGCAGCAGCCGGAGCAGAGCCAAUCGUCGUCCGAGGCCGCGCACUGUCACCGUCGGCAGGCGGUGGUGUUGCUCGCCGGAGCGAGGUGGAGAGCUGCGGCCGCCGAACUGAGGAGCUGAGCACGCUCGGGCCGCGUCGCCGCUGCCACCAGGGACGUCGUCGGGCACCAGGAUGCUGCUCUACCUAGCCAAGGCACCAUGGCCGUAAUCGGCGAAUCUAGGUACUAUUCACUCAUCCCAACUAAAGAAAUUGGUGAACAUCCAGUUCGUCGCAGCAAAGGAAGAACCGAAUCACCUUGUGGUCGUCGACACAGAAGAAGAAGGGUUCGCAUGACCCUUGAGGGCACAAUGUGUUCCCGAGGGGCAGACCAGGUUGACCUCAGCGACUCUGAGGAUGCCUACCUGGAUACCACGGAUCCUGUGAGGUAUGAGCUGCGCAACAUCCAGAGUGUGAUCCACGUGACCCGGCAGAACAUUGACGCUCUGAACAACCGAUUCGCUGGCUUCCAGGACCCGCCCUCGAUCUACCUAACCGAGUACCAAGAGCUCACCUCCAAACUUCACGAGUUCGAAACCAAGGAGCAGAAGCUUAUAGAGAUCCUGAACUCCAUGACGGAGGUCUCCUCUUCCUCGGCCCCGAACAGUAGCAGCAGCAAUGAGAUCGUCACCAAUGCAUCCUCCUCCGCAACCAACUCUGAUUUGCGCUCGAGCGCCAGCAGCAUCUACACGUCGUCCCGCGGCACGUACUCCAAACAGGCGGCUCCUCGCACGCCCCUCAAGUCCCUGCUACGCGCCCAUCUGCCCAAUCAGCAGCGCACCAGCGUCCAGGUGCGCGAGAGCCUCUCGCUACGCGACGCCCUGGCCAAGGCCAUGAAGCUACGGAACCUGACAACCGAGAUGUGCGUCGUCUAUAUCGUGGCGAGCAACGACGCAAAGUACCCUAUACCUUGGGACACGGACAUCUCCUCCCUCGAGUGCGACGAGAUAUCCGUCGAGAUUCUCGACAAGUUCCCCAUAACAACUUCGAUUUCGCACAACUUCGUGCGCAAGACAUUCUUCUCGCUGGCCUUUUGUGAGUGCUGCCACAAGCUGCUCUUCCAGGGCUUCUACUGCCGCACCUGCAACUACCGCUUCCAUCAGCGUUGCGCCAACGGCGUACCCGCUCUCUGCCAUCAGGUGCGCAUGCAAGAUGCCUACUACCAGGCCCUGUUGGCCCACAAUCCCGAGAGGACCGCGGGCAUACUGCAACUGCCCUCGGGAUACGGCAUCUCGCCUUCUCUGGCCACCAACUCCAGACCCCGGCCUCCCAGAACUCUUGCCCAGCAGGACCGCUCGAGCUCGGCGCCCAACGUCUGCUUCAACACGGUCAAGCCAGGUGGUCCAGGCGAGCCGAUCAACCUCGACGAGUACACGCGCUCGCAGAGCCUCAGCAGAACGGCAGGCACGACACAGUCGCCCGUUUCGCCGGGAAGCAGCCCAACCAAGCACAGCCAGUCAACGCAGGCUAGCCCAACGAAUACUCUGAGACCGAAGCGGCCCAGGGCCCGCUCCGCUGACGAGAGCUCGAAGAACCUGCUCGCGCCGAGAGAGUCGAUCGAGGACUGGGAGAUACCGGCCGAUGAGAUACUCGUCGGGCAAAGGAUCGGUUCCGGAUCAUUUGGAACUGUCUACAAGGCACACUGGCACGGACCCGUUGCUGUUAAAACUUUGAACGUCAAGAUUCCAACGUCCGCUCAAUUGCAGGCUUUCAAGAACGAGGUAGCGGUGCUGCGCAAGACGCGCCACGUUAACAUUCUGCUUUUCAUGGGCUGCGUAAGCAAGCCACAGCUAGCCAUCGUGACUCAGUGGUGCGAGGGUUCGUCGCUCUACAAGCAUCUGCACGUGUUCGAGUCAAAGUUCCAGUUGUUGACCCUCAUCGAGAUCGGUAGACAGACGGCUCAGGGUAUGGACUAUCUGCACGCGAAGAAUAUAAUUCACAGAGAUUUAAAGAGCAACAACAUCUUUUUACACGAUGACUUGACGGUAAAAAUCGGCGACUUCGGUCUGGCCACGGCCAAGACGAGGUGGUCGGGCUCGUUGCAGUUCCAUCAGCCCACGGGCUCGAUUCUCUGGAUGGCGCCUGAGGUCAUCAGAAUGCAGGAAGAAAACCCCUACAGUUUCCAGUCGGACGUCUACGCCUUCGGAGUAGUUUUGUUCGAGCUGCUGGCCGGACAACUGCCCUACUCCCAUGUAAAUAACAAGGACCAGAUUCUGUUUAUGGUAGGUCGUGGUUACCUGCGCCCGGAUCUGAACAAGCUGCGGUCGGACACGCCGAAGGCUCUGCGUCGACUGACGGAGGACUGUAUCAAGUUUUCUCGCGAUGACAGGCCAAUAUUUCGGCAGAUCCUGGCCAGCCUUGAGAGCCUGUUGCGCGGUCUGCCCAAGAUCACGAGAUCGACUUCUGAGCCGAAUCUCAAUAGAACCCAGCUGCAGAGCGAUGAUUUCCUGUACACGUGCGCGUCGCCCAAAACGCCCGUCAACUUUCAAUUCGGCUCCUUCCCGUUCUACCCUAGCGGCGGAAACAUUUGAAGGUACGAGCAAAUGGAGGUCGGGCGAAGAUUCACGAAAGACACGAUGAACAUAACGAAGAUGUAUCACCACUACUAUUACUCGGCUGAGAACAAUCUGUACGAUAGGUUUCUAAGAUUGUACGGAAGCGGGAGCGAUUAUUGCGCGAGAGAGGCGUAGACUCCUCUGCGUGGACUUUGUUUUUCUUCUGUCGAUGUAAAGUAUGUAUUAGAGGAGAGUGGGAAGUGUCGAGAGAUGGGUACUUCUUAUUGAAUAAGAGGAGUGGAGUAAUGAUGCUGUUGACGAGACUCGUGGGUCGAGCAAUGGAGUAUUGAAAAUAUGAGGCAGUGAUUACCCUCGGAGACGGAUUCCUGUUGAUUAUUAAACCAAUAUGUAAUGCUUGAAUGACGAUGUUGAUAUCUCGACAACAUAAGAAGCUUUCCAAAGGUAAUCACUCCUUGGAACACUAUAUACAGUAUAAGAAACAAAGCGUCAAUCGAGUCACUUAGGAUUGUUAGUAAUUUGAGUCAAACGAAAAAUUGUUCGAUUUCGAGCCUUGACAACGGCUAUUGUUCAUGUACAUACAUGUAUACAUAAUUUCUCUAUGUGUACACACACUUUCAUACACUUCUACACUGACACAGACAUCAACGAGAAAAGAAAAUUACAAAAAAGUCGUAAUCUACGUUUUUUAGGCUAAGACGUCGGUUACUUUAAGAAGAUAUCACGAUUUUAAAUGUGAUUCGUAAUCGCGUAAGAAGAAUCGAUUUAUUUUCACUUCAUGCUCUAUUUAUUUAAGCGGUUCUAUUGAGCCUUGAGAACUUUGCGUUUAAUCGUGAAUAAUCGAAAAAAAAUCUAACGAAUUGUAUAAGAAGCACGUAUUUUCUUUUUCCUUAAUUUAUCAUAGAGCUAAUUAAACUUUUAUUUUCAUCGCGAGUUCCUUUUGACUCGAAUUAUGAUCGCAGCACGCGCGCACUUCUUUUCUCUACGUGCAAUAAACUCUAGGAAAAAAUCAUUAAGUGUAAUUUUAAACAAAACUUAAAGAAAAACUUAACACAUUUAAAAAUGGAGACAUUCCUGAUUAAGGAGCAUAAUUGAACCUUAACCAAAAUCACAAAAUUCCCCCCCCUAAAAAAAUCAUCAACGACAUUUUGCGCGUGCGUCUAAUAUUUCACCAUCACACUUACGCAUGCAUUACAACAUACAGACAAACAUUAAGGUAAACGAAAAAAAAGAAGAAAAAAAAUUACAAAUACGAGACAUAUGUGAGCAUAGUGAUCCGUUCAUUUUUUCGCGGCAUCCUUAAAAAGGAUGUAAAACUAAGGAUAAUUUUACUAGGAGUAUAUAAGAGAAAAGACGGCAUUUAAAAGUCGCGCGGCGGAUCGACGAGGCAAUCGUCCGUGGAAACAUUGUAAUUCCUAAAGGGUGGUCGAUAAAAAAUGAGACUUUUGUACCUUACGAACCUUCUUUCUCGGUUCUCGUCUCGAGUAUUAUAUAGAAAACAAAAAAGCUCUUACCUACGACUAAGUGCGAAUGAGCGCGCACCCGCACUCGCCUGUCCCUUAUUAAGGGGGCGAUUUACGACUGCGCGAUGGUGCGACGUAUAUUAUUAUUAAUAUUAUAUUAUUUUUAUUAUUGUAUUUCCUUUUUGUUUUUCUUUUUUCGUUUUAUAGCGGAGAGUACAAGACAUAUGGAGCGAGAGGGUGAUGUUGAUAUCCUUUACACGAAAAGUACUUCACAGAGAGAGAGAGAGAGAAAGAGAGCGUUCUGCGUUAUAUAUCGUUGCCAAUAUUACGUUUGUAAAGCGUGUACAUGUAUACUAUGAAGAAUUUCUGCUGUUACUCUUCUCUUUUUUUUGCUGUUCGCGCUUUUCGAGUAUAGCUCGGAAGCGUAUCACUUUUGUAAAGCGUGAGAGAGGAUCUUGGUUGAUUUCGAAUGUUCGAUCCAUGAAUUCGCAAUAAUGAACUACGUAUAUACUUUGAUUGUUUGCACUAAAAAUAAUUUAUUCAGCAUACUAUAUA